This is a messenger RNA of Amyelois transitella, 2288 nucleotides long. RefSeq names its product protein lifeguard 4. Gene Ontology annotation, cellular component: membrane. The coding region runs from base 16 to 753 and encodes 245 amino acids. Lineage: Eukaryota; Metazoa; Arthropoda; Insecta; Lepidoptera; Pyralidae. Gene Ontology annotation, biological process: negative regulation of apoptotic process. The record is from RefSeq and is a predicted model, not a curated record. The transcript is spliced from 5 exons.
GAAAAAUAUAUUACCAUGGCUUCAAUACCCUUAAUGAUGGCGCAGGAUGACUGUGAACUUGGAGGAAAGGAAACCAUCGAGGAUGAUUUUGCAUAUCGCAACAAUGUGAUGAAUGCCGACAGAGAGAUACGUCUGGCGUUCGUCCGCAAAGUCUACGGCUUGCUGACGGUACAACUCCUUGCAACUGUGGCCAUUUCCGGCAUGUUCCUACUUGUGAAGCCGGUGCAGGGGUUCAUUCAUGAGAACACCUGGAUGAUAGGACUGGCGUUUAUCCUGAGCAUGGUGAUCCUGAUUGCCCUCAUAUUCAAACGACGGGACUCCCCCGCUAACUUGUAUCUGCUUGCCGCAUUUACGGUGGUUCAAGCAUACACAGUGGGUGUCAUAGUAUCGUUCUACAACACGGCCGUGGUGUUGCAAGCCCUGGUUCUCACAUUCGCUGUGGUGUUCGCUCUCACUUUGUACACAUUUAACACUAAACGGGACUUCUCUUUUGUUGGAUAUGGAUUGGUGGCGGGACUCUCCGUGCUGCUCAUUGGUGGUUUCCUUCAGAUCUUCAUCCAGAGCUCAGCCCUCGAGAUGGCCCUGGCUUUCUCCGGAGCGAUCCUCUUCAGCUUCUUCCUAAUAUUUGAUACCCAGAUGAUGAUGACGACGCUAUCCCCCGAAGAAUAUAUUCUGGCCACAAUUAAUCUAUAUUUGGAUAUUAUAAAUCUGUUCCUGCAUAUACUCAGGAUUUUGAACGAGAUGAAUAAGUAAAAGAUUGUUGUAUCUUAGAAUCAAUCUUGGAAUGUUUGCUCUAUGAUUUAUAUUUAUUAAAUUUAUGAGAUUGUGUUGUAUUAUAAAAUCAUACACCAAAAUUGUAAGUAAAUAGCCUGUUUAUACAUAUUUAGUGGCGAAGUAAUUAAGUUAAAUUUAAGUCCUCGAUCAUUAAGGGUGCAUUAAGGGUUUAAGUAAUACAGUCUGAAGAUCUUAAGUAUUUUUCUAUGUAUUUCACUAAAUGGCAAUUUAGUUAAGGCCACGCCCACCAAGGUGCGAAAGGGGUGGUUACUUAUUUGUAAAAUACUUAGAAAUGAUUCUAUUCUACUGAUCCACUUAUGCACUUAAUUGGUAACUUGCGACUAAGGAACGAUUAUAUGAACGUUUCUAAUACCUAAUUAAGUUGAAAUUUAAACUUCGUCUUAAUACGUAUAAACAGGUAUAAGCAUACAAUUUUUAUUUGUUCUAACAUUGUAUUGCACAGUUAUGAUUCCAAGGUUGACAUUUGCGUCUUACAAUCUGCAAAAUUAAAAGUAAUUUUUUGAAGACUUUAAAACUCCGUGCUGGAUAACAUUUUGUAUCGGUCGCUGGUGAUCAAAGAGUUUCUGAUAUGUGCUUCACCCGGGUGGAGUACAGGUUGAAUUUAUAUUAGCAUUAUUGCACUUGGAUAGAAUAUUAGGACCUAUUUUAAGACUAGAAUAGGGGGUCACAACACUACUAAAUUACACUAUUAAAGAUUAAGUAGGGAGUCGAGAAAGGUGCGCUGUUAGAGAUUAAACUCUCUAACAGCGUACUCGGAAAAUGAUUCGGCGAUGACAACCGGAAGGUUGAUAGGGCCCUGGGUAUAGUAGUGGGAUAGUUCAUCUGGAUGCACUACAAAAUGUAUGUUAUCCACAUAGAUUACGAUUAUAACAUCUGCCUGGCUGCAAUAAUCGGAGCUGGGUGAAGUCUCUUUUUGAUACAACUGCACGAACUCGCGACGGGCGCGAAUUUAUCUAGCGUCGAGUGUUAUUUUUUACGAAUCAGUAUUGUUAUUAGGCCUCCUUUUUUAAAUUGUAGUAAUAUGACUGUUCUUUUUUUUCUAUUUGAAGAACUGUUUUUUUAAUAACAAUUUUUUUAACUUUACAAAUUUAUUUUUCCCGGCAUUUAAAACUUCAGAACUUAUUUUUUUAUCCGAAAGUGAAAAUAUGGUAAAUACAAAAAAUUUACUUAUACUGGCCAUUAAUAGAUCAAAUUUCUUUUUAUCUAUAUCGAAAAAUACUUUUAUUUUGAAAUUAAUAAAAUAGCCCCACAUUCCAUGUUUAUUAAACUUUUCCUAGACACACUUUUUUUUUGUAAAUAUGUAAAGCUAAAAUGGCUGUGAGCAAAAUUAUAUUUUUUCAUUGACAAAUAAUAUUUUUGUCACAACUUAAUCAUUGAUUUGUAAAUGUAUUAUAAACUGAAUAAUUAAUCCACAGAUAAAGUUAGAAUUCAACAGAAAUUUUAUUUGUAAUUUUAUGAAUUUAGAUUUUAUUUUUAGCACAAAAUGUGUAUUG